Messenger RNA from Mirounga angustirostris (Northern elephant seal), 3088 nucleotides. RefSeq names its product DnaJ heat shock protein family (Hsp40) member C3 (gene DNAJC3). Gene Ontology annotation, molecular function: misfolded protein binding; protein-folding chaperone binding. The transcript has 12 exons. Gene Ontology annotation, cellular component: endoplasmic reticulum. The coding region runs from base 145 to 1659 and encodes 504 amino acids. The record is from RefSeq and is a predicted model, not a curated record. Gene Ontology annotation, biological process: protein folding in endoplasmic reticulum. NCBI's taxonomy places the organism in Eukaryota, Metazoa, Chordata, Mammalia, Carnivora, Phocidae.
ACCGCUGCCUUCCUCCGGUGGGCGCCCGCGGCCGCUUAGGCCUGAGCGAGAGCCGACGGCGGGCGGGCGCAGCUGCAGCCUGAGCGCCGGCGGGGCUGGUGGGCCCCGCACCCUCUCUCGUCCUCGCCGCCCGCGCCCUCGGACAUGGUGGCCCCCGGCUCUGUGACCAGCCGGCUGGGCUCGGUGUUCCCCUUCCUGCUGGUCCUGGUGGACCUGCAGUACGAAGGUGCUGAAUGUGGAGUAAAUGCAGAUGUUGAGAAACAUCUUGAAUUGGGCAAGAAAUUACUUGCAGCUGGACAGCUAGCUGAUGCUUUAUCUCAGUUUCAUGCUGCAGUAGAUGGUGACCCAGAUAACUAUAUUGCUUACUAUCGGAGAGCUACUGUCUUUUUAGCUAUGGGCAAAUCAAAAGCAGCACUUCCUGAUUUAACUAAAGUGAUUGAAUUGAAGAUGGAUUUCACUGCGGCAAGAUUACAGAGAGGUCACUUAUUACUCAAACAAGGAAAACUUGAUGAAGCAGAAGAUGAUUUUAAAAAAGUGCUCAAAUCUAACCCAAGUGAAAAUGAAGAAAAGGAAGCCCAGUUGCAACUUGUGAAAUCUGAUGAAAUGCAGCGUUUGCGCUCCCAAGCACUUGAUGCUUUCGAGAACUCCGAUCAUACGGCUGCUAUAACCUUCCUUGAUAAGAUUUUAGAGGUUUGUGUUUGGGAUGCAGAACUGCGGGAACUUCGAGCUGAAUGUUUCAUAAAAGAAGGGGAACCUAGGAAAGCAAUAAGUGACUUAAAAGCUGCAUCAAAAUUGAAGAAUGAUAAUACUGAGGCUUUUUAUAAAAUUAGCACACUGUACUAUCAACUAGGAGACCACGAACUGUCCCUCAGCGAAGUUCGUGAAUGUCUUAAACUUGACCAGGAUCAUAAAAGGUGUUUUGCACACUAUAAACAAGUAAAGAAACUGAAUAAGCUAAUUGAGUCAGCUGAAGAGCUCAUCAGAGAUGGCAGAUACACAGAUGCAACCAGCAAAUAUGAAUCUGUCAUGAAAACAGAGCCAAGUGUUUCUGAAUAUACGAUUCGUUCAAAAGAAAGGAUUUGCCACUGCUUUUCUAAGGAUGAGAAGCCUGUUGAAGCUAUUCGAGUAUGUUCUGAAGUUUUACAGAUGGAACCCGACAAUGUGAAUGCUCUGAAAGAUCGAGCAGAGGCCUAUCUAAUAGAAGAAAUGUAUGAUGAAGCUAUUCAGGAUUAUGAAACUGCGCAGGAACACAAUGAAAAUGAUCAGCAGAUUCGGGAAGGUCUAGAGAAGGCACAGAGGCUAUUGAAACAGUCGCAGAAACGAGAUUAUUAUAAAAUCUUAGGAGUAAAAAGAAACGCCAAAAAGCAAGAAAUCAUUAAAGCAUACCGAAAACUAGCACUGCAGUGGCACCCAGAUAACUUCCAGAAUGAAGAAGAAAAGAAAAAAGCGGAGAAAAAGUUCAUUGACAUAGCAGCUGCUAAAGAAGUUCUCUCUGAUCCAGAAAUGAGGAAGAAGUUUGAUGACGGAGAAGAUCCGCUGGAUGCAGAGAGCCAACAAGGAGGUGGUGGCAGCCCUUUCCACAGGAGCUGGAACUCAUGGCAGGGGUUCAAUCCCUUCAGCUCAGGCGGACCUUUUAGAUUUAAAUUCCACUUCAAUUAAACCAGCUGUUUUUCUGCUCUUCUUCCUUAAGUUUUUUAAAGAUUAAAUACAAAGAAACCUUGUUCCAGGAUCCUAAUGAAAAAAAAAAUUCAAAUCUUUUAGUUUGUCCAUGACCAAAGAGUUGUUUUAAUAGGAAAAAUCGUUCUAUCCCUUUUAGACUGGAGGUUGAUGGGUCCAUGGAGGCAGGGAGGCGAAGACCAGGUCUAUCUCUGACAAAGCAGCGCCUGUAAGUGUUUGGAGGGCCUGGAAGAACGGUCUGCGGGAGCGCACCUGCGGCAGGGCUCCCGCAUGUGCCCGCACUGGAGCCCGCCGAGACUCUUCUUCCCGGCCUUGCAGAGGGCAGCAGUGCCCGCGUGGGUAAGAAGGAGCCAGGAGCCUCAUGAGAAGGGGCUGUGUUUUAGGAUUCUUAAAGAGAAUAUCAACAUUUUGAGUUGUACGUUCUUAGGGACACCUUUGCUUAGGUUCUGCUCAGUCCAGUUGCUUGCCAAUACCUGUUAAAUUACAGAGCCUCGGCCAGUCCACAUGCGUUUCCCUCUCUCUGCUGGCGUGAGCAGAGUCUGGAUGGAUGUGGAGCAUGUAUUUUAUGUCUGGUACGUUCAAGAGAACACAGAAGACCACAGACAUAGAAUUAACCGUAAAAACAUAUGGGCCCUUUUGUUUAAUAACGUGAAACAAAUUAAAAGAGAAUAUGUAACACCGGUUCAGAUAAUAGAGCAGUGGUGUCACUUAAAAUAAGCUUGAAGUGCAGAAUGUAAUACUUUAAGAACUGAAGUUGUGAGUUAGAAUUUCCUGUAACAGGACUGCCUUAGAAAUGUAAAGUUGCUCAGUUGACAGAGAAUGCCAUGUUCCCCAUUUUUAAUAAAGGCAGUGGGGCAGCUUCUCGUCCAUCCUGACCGACCCUCUUGAACUGUAGUCCCCUCACCCCCCCAUGUGGUACUGUCUGAGGCGGGCGUGAGACAGGAGACCUGCCUCUUGACCCGACCCUGAUGCCUCUGGAUGUUCUCCUGCCUAGAAAAAAAAUACACGUUUACAGAUCUAGUCAGCUCUGGCUAUAUUUCCACCAUCGCGAUGGCUCUCUUCUUGGGAUACCUUCUUAAACCUUUUAAGAAAUGAACUUAUUCAGUCUUUGUAUACUGGAUAAUUUUUUCCCUAAAAACUGAGUGUUACUUUAAUCAAGAACAUUAAAUAUUUAUGGAACUAUUGAUGCUGCAUUUAAACUCUAAUUACUUUAGAUAAGAAUUACUACCUUCAUUCUGGAAAGGUUUUUGUUUUGGCCUCAGAGCAUUUUGAUGAGUAUGGGUCUAAUAUGUUGUUUUUAUGAAAUCAGGCAUUUUAAUUUUAAUGGCGGGAGGUGUCCUGACCAUAGCAGCCAAGUACAGGGCCUUUCCUUCCGCAGUCAUCCUGAAACAGACGGGGAGAUUUCCUUAAA